AUGGAUGCCAGCCACCUGACUACACGAAUGACCCAAAUGGAACUUGCACAAAGUUCUCGGGGCAGGGAUAUACCUUCGCACGGACCUCCAAUGUUUCAUCCUGGUAUGCCGCCCGAAGAAUUGAAACGUCGCAUGGACGACUACAAGGCGUGGAUGGAAGAGGACAACCAAAUUCCUCCGAGCCCAUCGCUACCCAUGGACCGUGAAGAGCUCCUUGGAAUGCAAGCAGAAACGCGUGAAUCUCAACGAGAAUGGUUGCGAAACGGGAAGGUCGCCAUGCGUAUGACUGUCGUCGGUUUUCCCAAACACUCCAGUUCUACUGAGCUGCGCAAACUAGAAAGGAUCUCCUUAGCUGACAUGCUUGUCCGAAAGACCCAUCUGGGACGUUAUCUACUGUGCCGCUCAAUAGCCCUAAGUGUACGAGCUAGUGCCGUACAACUAGCUGUCGAGGAUCCAGAUGGAACAGCAUACGGUCUGUCCAUCUACAACUUCCCGACCAUGUUCGACUGCCCUCCAAAUUGUGCCGACGUGCUCUUCCCAAUCGGUGUAAUUUUUGCCAUCCGCGAGCCUACAUUCAAGCCGGCUGCUCAAGGGCGUUACCCGAUUCUUCGCGUGGACUCUCCUACAGAUAUCGUCUUCAUGGAUCCCCAAGAUGCCAUUCUGGACGGAGUGUCAUGGCGCUUCGAUAUCCGGCUUCCGGGCUCACCAGAAUUGCCCACCACAGUCGAUGGCUGGAAAGAGCGUGGAAAUGUGCUCUUCAAAGAUUCCCAAUGGCUGCCUGCAGCAAUUGCAUAUACGCAUGGGCUCCAGCUGGACCCUGCCGCCCCCGUGCUUUACUCAAACCGCUCCGAGGCAUAUUUGCGGCUGCGAUUCUACUCGGGCGCGCUGGCGGACGCACGCAGUGUGGCGCGCGUGCCCGGGGUAUCGGAUGCGCUGCUCGAGAAGGCCCUGGUCCGCGAGGCAAAGGCCGAGUACGCGCGUGAAAAUUUCGAGGUCGCGCUGGCGAAGUUCGAGGAGUGGCAGUUUGCACACUCCGGGGACAACGCUGCGGCAGCAGAGAUCGCGACCUGGAUCACGCGCACGCGGCGUCGGCACGAGGAGAGUCGGACUGGUACCUAUGACUGGGCGAAGUUCUUCGUGUCUUCGUUCAAACAGCCCCAUCUUGACAUUGCUGACUACCAGGGCUCGAUAGAGGUACGAGCGAUGGCAAAUCGAGGUGGAGGUCGGGGCAUUGUUGCAACCAAAGACAUUGCCGUAGGAGAAGUACUGCUUGUCUCAAAACCAUUCGUUGCUAUAUACGACUCAGACCUCAGUGAGAAGGAGGUGACCAUGAAUGUGGACUUCCUGGCCGGCGUGAGCAGCGAGCCCACACGAAGCGCUGUUAUAGCACGCGCUGUGGAAAAAAUAUACGGUAAUCCUGAUCUGCACGACCAGGUCUUCGAUCUGUACUCGGGCGUGGACUACCCGGCAGCUCCGCCGUCAUAUCCUCCCGCAAAACCUACAGAACCCACCGUGGUCAACCCCCUCGAGCCCAACGUUAACAUCGACAUCUCGUGUCUCGAAGCGAUCUGCACGUUCAAUUGUUUCAACCCGUUCCCCAUCCGGCCGUUCGACACGCCCGCUCCCGACGAGGACAGUCCGACAGGGCUUUACCUGCUCCCGUCGCUGUUCAACCACUCAUGCCUGUCCAACGCCACAUGGUGUUGCGUCGGCGACGCCUUAGUCGUCCGCGCGGCCGCAAACGUUACGGCGGGCACGGAGAUCACGAUCCCGUACACGAAAGAGGGAUCAUACCUGGAGCGCACGCGUGUGCUCGCGCAGCACAUGGUGCUCCACUGUGAUUGCUGGCUGUGCGAGGCUGACCGCAGGGACGGGGAGGACGCGCUCGAGGCGCGGCACGAGCUUAUGGAGGAGAUCAUGCGUGAUCGGAAGACAUACUCGCAUGCGGAGCUGCGCGUGCAGGAGCGGAAGGUGAACGCGACGUACGCGCGCACUCGGGGGGUCGUAAGGCCAUCCCUUGCGUUCGUGCAGCACGCGAAGGCGGAGGCGCUACGGCGCACCCGCAGUGCGGCCGACUCGCGGAAGGCGAUCGAGGAGGAUAUCAAGUCCCUCGAGAGCAUGGGUUACGUGGUUCUGCCGCGGGCGCGCAAGGGGGGCGCGUUAACAGCUGACGGAAAGCCAGUGAUGCCCAUUGCGACCGACCAGGUGCCCUCGACGACGACGUUCGAGCGGCCCGUGAUGACGAUGGUUAGGAUGGCUGAGCAGUUCCUCAUCCUUAAGGAUGAUGUGAGCGCAACAAAGUGGCUAAAUGGUGCUAUGUGGAUCAUCGAUAUGUUGUUCGGUGGGAGCAAGGCUUUCUUCAUGUUGAUGGUAGGUCCGAUGCUCCGGUCAUUGGGUAUGGACGACUUUGCGAUGCGUGUCCUGUGA
This is a messenger RNA of Sparassis crispa, 2427 nucleotides long. RefSeq lists its product with no specific name. The coding region runs from base 1 to 2427 and encodes 808 amino acids. The record is from RefSeq and is a predicted model, not a curated record. Lineage: Eukaryota; Fungi; Basidiomycota; Agaricomycetes; Polyporales; Sparassidaceae. The transcript is spliced from 6 exons. Gene Ontology annotation, molecular function: protein binding.